AUGGCCUUGGAACCGCUGCUUCGCCGAUCAAGCCAGGCGAGCCAUGAACCUUGGACCCAUUGUGCCAUCUGCAUAUGGCCUCGAACCGCUUCUACACCUCGCCGCCUUUCCGCGAUCGCUUUACUCUCUUGCCUGACUGUCGCGUUCUGUCGACAUCAUUGUGCCAAAGAUGUUCGCCAAGACUGCUACCCGAAAUUGAACGGUCUGUUACCUCUCUUGGACGAUUUCUCCCACUCGAAAUCGUUUGAUUCCACGGCGUCGCCCGUCCACACCAGUGAGCUUUGCCGUCACGUGAAAGACCUUGAGGAACGCCUGGAAGCCACAGCCAAGGAGCACGCCACGAUCCAGAACUGGCUGCUCGCGCAAUUGGUUGCUCAAAAUGGCGUGAAAUCGGCCGCCAUUCCCGAUGUCUCUGCGGGAGACUCCAGAUUGGACGCCUGUCUGAAGAGGAUGGGAGAGCUUGAAAAGGAGGUGGAGGCCAGACGGAAGGCGCAGGAGGCCCGUCAAAACGACCAAGACUUCAUGACGUUUGAAGAUGGCGAGAAUUUGGACGCAGAAUUUUGGGCUCUUGCCAGUUUCCUCCCUAUUGGACCUGUGGAGAGUGACUUUGGAGAGAGCGAAGAGGGUGCUGAGGUACCUCUUGAGGAGGUGAUGGGCGAAGAAAAUAAGACCCCUGAGGAGCCUGGAUUGCAGCUUUCUCACGUCAGCAAUCCGAAUUUCAUGAUAUAUCAGGAAGAGGUGGACUUGGAGUCGGAGAUCUUUACUUCGCCCUUUGUACCCUAA
Mytilinidion resinicola is the source of this 783-nucleotide messenger RNA. RefSeq lists its product as uncharacterized. The coding region runs from base 1 to 783 and encodes 260 amino acids. The record is from RefSeq and is a predicted model, not a curated record. NCBI's taxonomy places the organism in Eukaryota, Fungi, Ascomycota, Dothideomycetes, Mytilinidiales, Mytilinidiaceae. The transcript has a single exon.